AGAAAACAGCUGUUUUUGUUUGUCGGUUGAAAGUGUGAGUGGGUUGGAAUCAGUAAGAGGAAGAACGAAACGAGAGAGCAAAAGAAAAUUUGCCGGGAAAGGCAGAAAAUUUUAGUUAGUUACACUUGUCAAAAUCAAAUUUCAUCAAUUUGAUCGUGAUUUUAAUACUGUGUGUGUAUCUGUUAAUGUAUAAAAAGAAAAUUUAACAAGCCUAGACAUGGAGCAGCCGCCUUCAGCUAGCGAGGAGGCCGCUCGCAAUUUUCUAAAACUUAUAAAGCAGCUGCUGCAGGAGAAGGCGUACGAGGGUGUGAAAAUGCUUUUCCAAAGCCCCAAUGAGGCGGCAAGGAAUCUACAGCACUUGCCCCUGAUUGCUAUGGACAUAUACGAGGACAUUUGUGUGCCCAGUCUGGAGGAUGAGGUGAAUGUGGAGCAGCCCGAACUUUUUGACUGUGCCAACGAGCUGCUACGACUGGUGGCUCAGUAUUAUUUCUCCCUGGAAGAGUUGAUGCUGGAGCUGAUGGAAAAGAUCGAGGAGAGUAGCAGCAUUGCAGUAUUUUCUGCCUACAUGAGGGCUCUGCAGGUGGUGCUUCAGCGUCAGGGUGACCAGAAACCGCAGGCUGUGGAAUGGUGUCUGCAGAGUGUUUCAUCCCGUCUGAAGGAGUGCCCUUUGCCAGGAUUUCUCAGCGAGGGCUACGACGAGGCUGCCGGGCGUCUGCUGGAACAGAACCAACAAGUUGAGGACUUAAUGGCUUUCUAUAUAACAAUAGAUCUCUUCUACAAGCCGCUUUUGGCAGAGAUUCUGACCACAGGGGCUUCAGUUACCUCCAUUUUUCGGAAUUGUGGUCUCACGCGGCGAAAUGCCUUCACUUGCUUCUACGUCCAGCUCAUGGGCAAGCCGCUAGCUCUUCUGGAAAUGGGCUACGUACGCGAUGAACUUACUCACAAAUAUGUCCACCAAGUGGUAAAGAGUUUGACUGAAGCUGUCUGCUCCUGCCUAAGUGAUCCAUUCUAUCUACUGGGUCUGGUCGAGCAGCGGGCACGUUGGCAACGUAAAUUGGAUGCUGAGAAGGGUGUCUACGAGAUGAGCAGUCAGAACAUGUUUCUCAUUGAAGAGAAAAUGCCUCUCUAUGCUGUCGCCAUGUUCUACCAUGCCCUAUUGGUUGGCAAUCUGCUGCCACCGAAGGCUCCGAAGAUCUAUCAGCCACUCUAUUUAUUUGAGACCGGUUUAUAUUUGGUUAGCGUCUUGUUGGAGCAAGUUGAGCCACCUCUGCAACACUGUGGCUUGCGCUUGUUGGAGCAUCUAAUGACCAAUACUUUGGCAAACUCUGGAGUAAUUGUUCCUUGCUCUUCCCUGCAGUUGGAUGUGCACAAGCGACUGUGCGAGUCCCUUUGCAAAAUUGUGGGUUACUCCCCGCAAGUUUCUCUGCGCCAAGUGGGUCUUCAUGUACUCCGCAAAUACGUCCUAGCCUUUGAUCACGAAGGCAAAUAUUUCGUCUUGAAGAAUUUAAUCGAAACCCUGCAGCAUGAUGGACUCCUGGGCUACUUGGCCAGCAUGUACAAGGAUCUCGUCGACCAGGCCAUGUGUCUCACUGCCUCUGAAUUGCCAUUGGUGUUUAGCGGCAAACAAUUUCGAGAAAUGUUGCUGCUUUGCCUUUGCGUUUUGCCACAAGAUGUCAAAUCUGAUCUCCUGCUCCAUUCCGAUCGUAUAUGCAAUGCCCUUAACAUUCUCCGCUACUUUGCUAUCAGGGAUCUCUCAAAUGACACUGGAUUCUGGCAUUUUCUGCCAGAGAUUGAGGAAAGACUCAUACAGCCAUUGGGCAAGGCCCUGGACUUCUCGUUGGCCCACUAUAAGGCCUACAAGGAGCGUGUGGAGAACGGGCAAAGUUCCUCGGAUGAUGCCCUCAUGCAGAAACAAUUAAAAAUGCUGGCGGUGAACAUCAGCAACAGUGGGAUGGCCUCUGGUGAUGGUUUGGAUAACAAUCUACCGGACAUUGGACGUGAAGAGAAACUGGAUGUGCUCAGUAGUUCUAUCACCAGUCUGGAAUCGCUAUUGGGUCUCUAUUUAAGGGCAAACGAAUGCAUCGAGCAAUCCCUUCGAAAUCGCCAACAACAACAACGACAAAUAUCACCUAGCUCUAAUUGAGAACUUUUUUUAUAUAUAUAUAUAUAAAUAUA
Messenger RNA from Drosophila willistoni, 2175 nucleotides. Its product is annotated as glomulin. Gene Ontology annotation, cellular component: cytoplasm. Gene Ontology annotation, molecular function: ubiquitin-protein transferase inhibitor activity. The record is from RefSeq and is a predicted model, not a curated record. The transcript has a single exon. NCBI's taxonomy places the organism in Eukaryota, Metazoa, Arthropoda, Insecta, Diptera, Drosophilidae. Bases 218 to 2143 code for a protein of 641 amino acids.